Necator americanus (New World hookworm) is the source of this 252-nucleotide messenger RNA. RefSeq lists its product as uncharacterized. The record is from RefSeq and is a predicted model, not a curated record. NCBI's taxonomy places the organism in Eukaryota, Metazoa, Nematoda, Chromadorea, Rhabditida, Ancylostomatidae. Bases 1 to 252 code for a protein of 83 amino acids. The transcript has 3 exons.
AUGCCGGACAUUUUGGUCGUGGUAGUAGGGACGCUGGAUGAGGCCCAACCUCAAGAACAAGAUGGAUUCCGUCAGGAGAUUAGCUGCUUGGACCACAUCCAGACCGUGUCGAAGGUCAAAGAGCGCAAUGCACUACAUACUUGUCGAAGAGGAGUCAUGGAAAGUUUAUAUCGGGCUAUGAGCUCGCAACUUAUUGAGACAACACUGAUUGUGAAAUCUCUUGUAUGGGCAACGGUCAAAGAAUUUUGCUAA